UAUACACCAUACCAUAACACCAUUCUGAUAUAUGUAUUUUAUUGAAUUUCUCAACUACUAUGGCUUCCGGCGACGAUGUGGUAGUCAAAGAAGUGGACGCCUAUUUCCGAGUCUACAAAAGCGGCCGUGUUGAGCGUCCCUACAAUGUACCCGGCGCUUUAUACGUUCCGCCGUCGCCGGAAAAUGCAUCAGCCGGCGUUUUCUCUAAAGACGUCACCAUCUCACCCCACGUCUCCGCUAGACUCUACCUUCCAGAAAACACCACUGCCGGCCAAAAACUCCCUGUCCUAGUGUAUUACCACGGCGGUGGACUAGUCGUUCAAUCUGCCUUCUUCAAUGGGAAUCACUGUUACGUCAACUCUUUAUCUUCUGAGUUAAACGUAAUUGCUGUUUCUGUAGAGUACCGUCUAGCCCCAGAAGUUGAUGUGCCAACGAUAUAUGAAGAUUGUUGGACCGCACUUCAAUGGGUCGCUUCGCACGCUGAAGACAAAUCCACCGUAGUUAACAAAGACUCAUGGUUAACUAACCAUGGUAAUUUUAGUAGAGUUUUCUUAGCUGGGGACAGUGCUGGUGGCAAUUUAGUAUACCAUAUGACUAUGAGGGCUGGCAAAGAAAACUUGAACAACGAGGUGAAAAUUACUGGAUCAAUUUUUGCUUAUCCUUAUUUCUUGUUCCCAAAUAUAGACAUUGAUGAAGAGGGACAGGCUAAUAAGAUUUGGGUCAACAUUUGUCCGCCACUAGAGUCAGGGUUAGUAUCCCCUGUUGAUAGCCCAUUGAUUAACCCGCUUUCUGAAAAGGCUCCAUCUUUAUCGAGGCUAGGCUGUUCAAGAAUUUUGGUGUGUAUGGGAAAGAAAGAUGAUAUUAUUCCUUUAGGAGUUGGGGUUCGAUUUGUUGAAGGUGUGAAGGAGAGUGGAUGGGAUGGAGAAUUGGAGUAUCUUGAGGUUGAUGAGGGACAUGCCUUUCAGAUAUGUAAACCUGAAACGGAGGAAGCUAAACGGAUGAUGAAGUGUUAUGCUGAUUUUGUCCACCGCUAAACAUAUGCUGUUUUGCUUCAGAUCAUCUUUUUAGCUUUCUGCAAUUGUUUGAUCUUAUAUUAAAAAAUAAAACGUUUCUUGUCGGACUGUCUCCUCCAGCUAGCUGGAAUUGGAAGGCAGUUUAAAUACAUUAAUAUAAUACCCCAUUGAUUCUUCUCUCAUCCUCAAUUCAUUUUUCACCUCUCCCCUCUUUUAAUCUAUCUUUCUCAUCAUCACGUGAGCUCCGGUGGAAACUAGCAAAGAGUCAUU
Nicotiana attenuata is the source of this 1283-nucleotide messenger RNA. RefSeq names its product 2-hydroxyisoflavanone dehydratase-like. The transcript has a single exon. The coding region runs from base 60 to 1034 and encodes 324 amino acids. Gene Ontology annotation, molecular function: hydrolase activity. Lineage: Eukaryota; Viridiplantae; Streptophyta; Magnoliopsida; Solanales; Solanaceae. The record is from RefSeq and is a predicted model, not a curated record.